Molecule: messenger RNA, 1836 nt
Organism: Apiotrichum porosum
Lineage: Eukaryota; Fungi; Basidiomycota; Tremellomycetes; Trichosporonales; Trichosporonaceae
Exons: 1
Coding region: 1-1836 (611 amino acids)
Source: RefSeq, a predicted model, not a curated record
AUGGCCACACACUACCCACGGUCCCCCAUCGAUGUUGUGAUCGGCGACACCACCAUCAACCUCUUUGGCAGCUCUACAACAACCACUUCGUCAGCGGUCGUCAGCUCGACGACAACGUCAUCGACCACCACGCCCGCCGUCGCCGCUUCUUCGUCCUCGAGCGCCGCACCGGCCGACAAGUCGAGCUCGGCAGCGGUCAAGGUCUCUUCCACGCACGCCGUGUCGCCCGUCGUCGCUUCAGCAGCGGUGAACUCUGCCUCUGCGCAAGCCUCGACGUCGAACCCCGUGGCAGCCGUUUCGUCCAACCCACCACCCGCAUCCUCGACCGAUGCCCCUGUGGCGUCGACACCAACAAACGAGGCACCCUCAGCCACCGAGCCAACAGCUUCGGACGACCACGCGACCCAAGUCACCAACACGGUCUAUGAAGCGUCCUCGUCCUCGUCGGCAGCGGCUGCAUCGGCGCCGGCCCCCAGCUCGUCGGACCUCAGCACGCCUGGCAUGGUCGGCAUCAUCAUCGGCUGCGUGGUGGCACUCAUGCUCCUCCUCUCUGCAUGCUUCUUUAUUGCCAAGAUGCGCAAGCGCAGCGACCGCAAGGCCCUCGCAGAUGACGCUCUUGACGGCAUGGGUGGUGUAGAGUGGGGCCGGCGUGCUUCGCGCCGCCUGUCCCACACAGGGUAUGCCUCCACGCACCACGAUCACAUUGAUGAUACCCUCGAGCCACUCGAGGCGUUUGCGACACCGCACGGGUACGACAUUACGCGUCCAGAGGCACGCGACAGUGUCCAGAUGCAGAUGUAUGGCGCUCACGUUCAACCUGGCCACCAUGGUUCAGGCGCGCUCUUCGCACCACCUCACGCGCCGUUUGGUGGAUACCGAGGUAACGACCGCUCGUCGGGAUGGACCGACAAUUCAGAGAUGGAUGCGUUUGCCGAACGCGGCUCGACGAUUGCACGCACCGCCUCGACAGUGACGCGCGGCAACUCGGAGUACGACCUUGAGCGCGACCCGGGCAUGGUCAUGAUGCAGGCGCCUGGACCUGCCUUCCACACACACACCAGCUCGCCGUCCAACGGUACGUUUGGUCGUUCAUCACCCUACACUCCUCGUGCACCGGCACCCUACAACCCCUAUGCGCCGGCAGCAGGCAGCGUCCUCUCCGUGGCAUCGGGCAACUCGUAUCCCUCAGCUAUUGCCAACACGGCCAUGGCACCGUCGCCACUCGCGACCCAGGCGUCGCGCGGCUCUGCUUACGACAACAACCGCGCUCAGUCUGUGUACGACUCGCGUGGAUCCACCUAUGACACGUACGAGGCGUACCAUUCGGCGGCAGACAACAGUGGCCGUGGCCAGUCAUACUACGAGACCGAUGCGGCUGUAGCUGCAGGUGGUCGCAUCCCGGCUCCUCGUCUCCUGGUCGACACCAAGCAGGCGAUUUCUCAAUACGAGGACUCGCCCUCGGGAGCAGGACCUUCUGCAGCUCGCCCGCCGACCGCCAUGUCCGUCCACAGCGUGCAUGGCGCCCGCGGCACCGGAGCCGCUACCCCGCCCACUCCCGUGGCCUCGUCGCCUGCCUCGACACUCAGUGGAGCCUCGGUCGUGCGCCCGCUCGUCUCGAACAGGCAGCAGAGCAUGUACGUGAUGGACAACGAGGAGCUGGCCGACUCGCCCAUCCAGCAAUCUGGAGCCAGCGGCCGUCCCGCGACCAUUGUCAUGCACGCCGACUCUGGCAUGGCUUUCGAGGACGCCGAGCCGCACACCGACCAGGAGGGCAACCUCCACUUGCCACCAGCGUACGGCGACAUUUACGGCCCGCCUGAACCUGAGCGCAGGUAG